AUGGCUGAUGAACCAAGCGAAGCGGAUGUCUUUGCCAUUCCAGACCUUUGGAAGACGUCGUGGUGGCUAGAUCAAUUGACCAGCCAAGCACCCGACCCAAUCUUCGGACACGGGCUUGACGCACGAUACGACAUCAAGCCUACCUUGCUACCCCUGAAGCCCAUCACUGCCGAUACGGAUGGCUUCUUCAAGCUACCGGCAGUGGUCGAUUUUCAAGUCGACGACCCAGACGAGCUUCAAGAUUCCGACGUAACAGCGUCUACCUUACAAGAGCAUCUGGAGUUUGAUGGCGAGAGCGACAUAUGGACAGGCCCUUCUGAAUCGCAGUCAAAGCCGGCUACCUUCAGAACUUGGGAGACAUUCAAGACAAAAAGGCUACAGGCAAAUGAGCCCAUGCUUCUUUCUGAGGCUGGACGAGGUGCAUACGAUGCCUUGUUGAGCUGGCCAACUGAUUCAUUAGACUUGCGGAAUACGAGCACCGCGGUUGUUGAGACUAGGCCAUAUUUUGCAUCAGUACUGGCCUUGUGUCUUGGCCGGGAAUCUGUCUUUUUCUCAAGAACGAUUGAAGAUGGGACGUUCAAGUGCACUCUUCCACAAUUGCGAGUGUCUGGCUACAGCCGACAAUUGCUUGAAGACAUGCAAAAACAGGCCGCUGUGUGCGGUUCCACAUUCUUACGACUCGGUGAAUUUUGUCGAUCAUCGUACGCUUCAAACUCGAGCCGGUGUGCUGUAGCUCUAGCCAGCGCCAUAAGCCAAACUCUACAAGCCGUAGAACAUCGAGUCACUGUGGAUCGUCGAUUUCCCGAAUCGCUGCUGCAACUUCAGAUUACCAUUCAGGAAGAAUUUUGCAUUCUCCGUCCUCUCGACGAUCUCGCAGCGCGAAUACCUCGGCAUCUCCCAGACGAAGAGAUCUUGUCGGUCGUUUUUCAAGAGGCAUCAAGGUUUGAGUUCAGCGAGAGGCAUAUCAGGGAUAUAUUUUGCGAGAUUUUGCGACGAUCAUCAACCCCUUGGGUCGAGUCAAUCGAGGAAUGGCUUGGCACACGACGGGAAAUGGGCGUGCCGUUUGUCCGGUCCAACGUAGGGGAGUCCAAGGGGUUUGUCACGGUCGAUGUCCAGGUCUUUAUCGACGACUUUGGACGGGAAGUUGAGGACAUUGAUUUUCGAUUGGAUAUCGGCAAAGUCCCACGUUUUCUACCUAGGGAUAUCGCCGAGUCCAUAUUCGAAACUGGCAGAAACCUGCGAUUUAUUCGGACAUUCCACCCAGACCACGUUUUGGCCCGAUCUGACGUUAUCGUGUCGAACCGACCGCCCGUAGCGGGAUGGCUAUUCGAUUGGGGUUCGCUCUUGAACCUUGAGGAUCACAUCGCCCAAUAUCAAGAUCGACUUCUUGACGCUAUUCAGGGCAGCCGUUCAAGCACAGCACGUACCGCUGUUCAACCCUGCCACGGAAUACAUGAGCACCACCCACAAUUCAAGUUGAAUAUUUUUGACGUCGAUGAAGCAACUAUAGAGAAACGACUAGUUGAGUCAAUGGAUCAACUUGGCCAGCCGUUGAUGGCGAGUGCAGGCAAUGACUCGCUAAGUUGCAUUGUGCGUGCAACGUUUUCUAGAGAAAUUCAAAGCGACAACACAAUUUCUCAUGACACACCGCACUGGUCACUGUUGCCGAUUCUGUCAUUUGGUGGAAUUGCGGCCGCCCAAGCUCGAAUUGUAAAUCGAGAAAGUCUGCGCUUGCUAUUUGAGGUCAAUGGUAUCCAAGCUCACCUGAAACUUCAGCGAGACUUCCAUCUACUCGGAAAUGGCAUGUUUUGUAGUCGGCUGACGCAGGCUUUGUUCGAUCCUGAUCUCGAGACAACUGAAAGACAGGCCGGUGUCGCGAUGCAAGGAGGCGUGAUGGGCCUCCGACUGGGAGGACGAGAUACAUGGCCGCCAGGAAGCUCUGAACUUCGCCUUGCCCUGAUGGGAGUGCUCGGUGAGGCUUAUGAUUCACAGGGGGCUACGAAGAACCCUCGGUCGACCAACAGUGGUUCAGGCGCUCCCCGGUUACCGGGAGAGCUGAGCUUUGCAGUCCGAGACCUGUCCGAGGAAGAAAUCAACAAGUGCGUGGACCCCGACUCGCUAGAAGCUCUCGACUUCCUGCGGCUCUCGUACACCACGCCUCCCGAACUGACGUCAAUCAUCACGCCAGUUCAUCUCAUGCACUACGAUCGCAUCUUUAAGCUUCUUCUCAGGAUCCUGAGAAUGGUCUACAUUGUAAAUCACCUGUAUCGGGACACCAACUCAAGGCUAAACAGCUGGGACGAGGACAAUACGUCCUAUCGAUUCGUCAGGGAGUCGCAGCAUUUUGUUUGCAGCAUCGCGUCGUACUUUCUGGACAGUGGCGUGGCGAUAGCGUGGCAAACGUUCGAGAGCAAACUAGAGAGCAUUCGCGUUCACCUGAACCAACCUGGGCUGGCCCCAGACAAGUUCGCAUGUAGUAGUCCCAACCAACUGAGGGACAUGCAUUCACGAGUGUUGGAGCGGAUCAUGUACGCCCUGUUCUUGAGGAAGCGUCAGCUGCCCGUGCUUAAGCUCUUGGAGGAGGUCUUGGGCAUCAUCUUGCAAUACGCGAAGCAGACAAGAUUACAAGCGCUCGCGGGGGACGCCAAAGCCGAAGAAACAGUCAAUUCGGCGGAUAUGCAUGCUGAGCUUCGAAAGAAGCUUCAGUUGUUUGUUACUGUUUGCCGGGGCCUAUCGGAAAAGGCGAGGGUGAGUGGCAAGAAGACGGCGGAGGGCAUGUCGUUUGAAGCCUCUGGCUUGGGCGAUGAUAGCUUGAUUGCACAGCUUUUGGUGAAGCUGGACAUGUGUGAUUACUACUGUAGACGCUGA
Molecule: messenger RNA, 2868 nt
Organism: Metarhizium album ARSEF 1941
Lineage: Eukaryota; Fungi; Ascomycota; Sordariomycetes; Hypocreales; Clavicipitaceae
Product: Spc97/Spc98
Exons: 2
Coding region: 1-2868 (955 amino acids)
Biological process (GO): microtubule nucleation; cytoplasmic microtubule organization; meiotic cell cycle
Cellular component (GO): equatorial microtubule organizing center; spindle pole; centrosome
Molecular function (GO): microtubule minus-end binding; gamma-tubulin binding
Source: RefSeq, a predicted model, not a curated record